Molecule: messenger RNA, 4867 nt
Organism: Cuculus canorus (common cuckoo)
Lineage: Eukaryota; Metazoa; Chordata; Aves; Cuculiformes; Cuculidae
Gene: TTL
Product: tubulin tyrosine ligase
Exons: 7
Coding region: 154-1290 (378 amino acids)
Biological process (GO): protein modification process
Source: RefSeq, a predicted model, not a curated record
UUCCGGCCGCCGCUCUGCCGGCCGGGUCCGCCGGCGGCCCCGCCAUGCGGAGGCGAUCGAGGCGGGGCCGCGGCGCGCUGGGCCGGCCGGGCUAGGGCAGGGAGGGCAGGGCCGGGAGUGUGUGUGUGUGUGUCACCCCUCCCCCGGUGCGGGAUGUACACAUUCGUGGUGCGGGACGAGGGCAGCAGCGUGUACGCCGAGGUGAGUCGGCUGCUGCUCGCCAGCGGGCAGUGGCGGCGCCUCCGCAGGGACAACCCGCGCUUCAACCUCAUGCUGGGCGAGAGGAACCGGCUUCCCUUCGGCAGGCUCGGCCAUGAACCUGGACUUGUGCAGCUGGUGAAUUACUACAGAGGAGCAGAUAAACUGUGCCGCAAAGCAUCGCUGGUGAAACUGAUCAAGACAAGUCCUGAACUAUCGGAGUCCUGCACGUGGUUCCCUGAGUCGUAUGUGAUUUACCCAACAAACUUGAAGACCCCUGUGGCUCCAGCACAGAAUGGAAUUCGCCAUCUUAUAAACAACACAAGGACAGAUGAGCGGGAAGUCUUCUUGGCAGCUUACAACAAGCGUCGGGAAGGCAAAGAAGGCAAUGUGUGGAUCGCCAAGUCCUCAGCUGGUGCCAAAGGGGAAGGGAUCCUGAUUUCUUCAGAGGCUACAGAGCUCCUGGACUUCAUCGAUGAGCAGGGACAAGUGCAUGUGAUUCAGAAAUACUUGGAGAAGCCUCUGCUUUUAGAGCCAGGGCAUCGCAAGUUUGACAUCAGGAGCUGGGUUCUCGUGGAUCAUCAAUAUAAUAUCUACCUCUACAGAGAGGGUGUCCUGCGGACCUCUUCCGAACCAUAUAAUAGUGCUAAUUUCCAGGACAAAACCUGCCACUUGACCAAUCACUGCAUCCAGAAGGAAUAUUCCCAAAACUACGGGCGGUAUGAAGAAGGGAAUGAAAUGUUCUUCGAGGAGUUCAACCAGUAUCUCAUGGAUGCCCUGAACACAACGCUUGAGGAUAGCAUCUUACUGCAAAUCAAACACAUAAUAAGAAGCUGCCUUAUGUGUAUAGAGCCUGCAAUCAGUACAAAGCAUCUUCACUACCAGAGCUUCCAGCUCUUUGGCUUUGACUUCAUGGUGGAUGAGGAGCUGAAGGUCUGGCUGAUAGAAGUCAAUGGGGCCCCAGCGUGUGCCCAGAAGCUGUACGCAGAGCUCUGCCAAGGAAUUGUGGAUGUAGCCAUCUCUAGCGUUUUCCCCCUUAGCGACACUGGGCAGAAGAUGAGCCAGCCAUCGUCGAUCUUUGUCAAGCUGUGAUGACGACAGGAAUGCCUCCGGUGUGCCCAGGGAGAGACUGCACCCAUUGGGUGGCUUAUCUCUGCAUCAUGCCAAAAAGUGAGAGAGACAGGCUUCUUUUUUUGUGGGAAAUCGUAGGGAAAAGCAACAAAAAAGCCACCCACACAGAGCUGUGAUGAGCCAGAGCUGCUCAGAUAACUGCCUGCAUUCAUCAAUAUCCACUUCAGAAACAGCUCAUGUGACUCUGAUCAAAUCUCUCUGGGAGAACAACAAAAUCACCUUACAAAGAAACCCCAACAGGGAUACUGUACUACUGUAUUAGCUCCUCCUUUUCUCUAGAGAUAACAGUAGGAUUUUUAAGGGAAUUGAGCGAAGAAAACUAUGAUCUUCUGGGUUGUCAUGGCUGAGAAGUUCUCCUGCUGUGUUACUUCUUUCCUCACCUACUGUAUCAUUAGUGCCUUAGCUCAGCUCCAAACAGGUGACUCCUUUCCUUCGUUCCUGCUCUGUUACAUAGAAAGGAACAAGCUCUCUUGCAUUGCAGGAUGCAUGAGACCAGGAACACCAAGAAUUCCAUUUCUUUUGGUCAGUUUUCAAGCUGGUUGGCUGAACACUCAGGCAACGGCUGCCAAAAGGGUGCUGAACUGCAGGAGUGAAUUAACGCAAGCAAGAAAGGCAAUUUUGUUUAUUUAUAGCUAUCCCUUUUCCUAAUGAGAUUUGAAUCAGUGUCCAUCCCAGUCUGAUGCAGCUGGAUUCUGCUUAAAAGAGGUAGAGAGACACCCACACACACACCUCCGGGCUCACUGUCAGGCUGUGGGAUUUCUAGCACCACUUUUGUGUUAAGAGUGUUUCAAGUAACAGAAACCAAAUCUCAGUUUCUUCUGAGACGCUGCAGUGAAUUUAUGCUCUUCUGUCAGCUUCUACCUUCAUGCAUUUGAGGUUUGAAUCAGAAACCUUUCAACUUAAAUGAUUUUAGUCCAGUUUGAUCCAGCCAAUUUUAUUCUCCAUUUAACAAAUAAUUGCCAUUUAUUGUCAAAUAUUUUGACAAUAAAUUGCCAUUUUCUGCCCUGAACACACGUCCACAGCUUGGUCCCAGCUAGAAAGAAGGUGAGUGAGGUUUUGUAGACCAGGAGGGAGAUUUCUUGUGUAUAGGUUUGCCACACAGCUGGAAAGGCAGUUAUUUGGGGGGAGAAGGGAGAUUAAAUUCCUUGAGGUCCCUGAAUUUCAGAGCUAACGUCUGCUUUGAGUCCCUAGCAUAUUGCCUACCUGGUGAGGUGUAUCUGAAUUUUCAGCGCAAGCCCAGCACACGCCUCCUAAGGAAGAGCUCUUUGCAGACCAUAGUGGCACUUUUAACCACAGCAAGCUUUUUAGGGGGUAGUCAGGGAUGCAUUCUGCUGCCUUUUGCAGGGAAAGGUAGUUGGCACUGAAAUAAACUGAUCCUCGUUACGCAAAACAUACAAAGAAGAAGAGGUCGUGGGGGUUACAAGCUUCUGGCUGCCUGUGUGUAAUGGGAAGUGAAUCAAGCAAUGGAAUUUCUGCCUCCCUCAGAAGAUUCUAGUGCUUUGGUGUACUCAUAUAUGCUCGUGAUGGAGAUUUCAGCAGUCUUUGUGCCAGCAGCAGAUCCUGACACCUUUCUGUAGGCUGGACUGAAGUGCUCAGGCCUCCUUGGAGUGAUGCAUUUUGAUUGUGCUGUCAUGGGAGGGACAUCUGUUGGAACAUGCUGUGAAUCCAUUAGUGGCACCAUUUCACAAGGCCACUCUAAUGAAGGAGGGAACAGAGUGCUUAGCAAAACCACAGGGAAGCAUCACAGAGAGGACACAUCCCAAAGAGCCACACAAGUACCUCUGAAGUUGUCGAUGCCUGGAAGUGCAGGGUGGAUCUGCAUCUGCAGGGUUGCAGUGAUGCACAUUGAGAAGUGACAGGGAGCAGGAGCUGCAUGAAAACAGGGCUGCAGCUUUGUUCCCUGGGUGUUGGCAGGUUGGCUUCACUUCCAGUGAGACCCUGAGUGCCAGGUCUCUGGAUUUGGGCCUUGUGGGUAUUUGGAAGAGGGACCGUGAAUGCAUCAGUUCAUGAGAUGGGAAGUGCUGGGCAAUAAGCAGGGAGAGUGUGGGGGAAAGGACUGGUGGUUUUUAACCUUAUGAUAGUGUAUAGGUGCAAAAUUUCACUGCAGGCCAGGUAAAGCAUAGUGGUAACGCUCCAAGAUAAAAUGUGACUGUUGUUACUUGACUUACAAAGUUCACCACAUCUCAUUGGCAUUUCCAUGUUAGCUCAUGUGAGCUUAAAAAUUUUGCCUAGCAAAGAGGACAUCAAAUAGCAAUCGCCCUGGCCCAGGAUGCGUCUGUGGUGGCAGAGGAGAUGGGCUCUCACAAGCUUUUGGGCAGAGAGCAAAGCAUGAAGUGAGAAAACUUUCUGCAUCAUAACGAAAUGAGAAAUGCUCUUUUUUCUGGAGCGCCCAGACCCAUCCUUCUUUUCCCCUCCAAAGAGAAAUGAAAAACCAUAUCGCUCCCUUACUGCACAGUAAUGUGAGGUUCCUACUGACAUGGAUUAAGGGCAAGAAGGCUGCCUGGAUGCAGGUAAAACUGGAGCAGCUGGUACCGCUGGGAGGACCUCAGGAACCUCUGCCUAACUCCAAGGCCUUUUCUUGCCCUGUUUUCACCGUGGAUUGCAUUGCAGCACAUAGCAGCUGGCCAUUUUUGCUGCUUAGCUGAAGCUGGGACUUCAACUUGAUGGUAGAGCCGUGACUACAAGCGACGCAGCUAUUCGUACCCUGCCUUUUUUGCUGGGCUUGGAGGAGAUGGUGAUUCGGAGAUGGUUUUGUCACGGGUGCACCUUGACAGUGAUACUCAGAAGCUGUUGUGAGACUUAUUUUUUUUUUAGGAAUACACAACAGUAUUUUCUAACUUAGUUCAGCUAAAACGUCAAUAGAAAAGGGUCUUACUCUUUCCUGAGCUCUCACAAAGGAUAGUGCUGGGUUUCCAGAAGAUACCUACCACAUUGUGGAAAGUCUCUAGUCCUGUUUGUAUCCCUUCAUGUCAGCCAUGAAGGAUUUCAGGCCCAGGUGCUCUGGCUGCAUUUUCCAGCAGGGUCUGGUUCCUGCUGGACUCCAAGUUUCAGGUAACUCCCAUGUGGCUUGUCUCAUACCAGGUUAGUCGUGAUUACCAUUCAACAGCUAUUGUGCUCCUGCCAGAAUCUGGUGGCUGGCCACAGCCUAUGGAAAAUGCCAGAGAAGUCCAAGAAAGGCUCAAAAGCCGCUUUGGCCAGGUGGCCCUGCUUCCCAUCCCCUCUGUGACCAGUGCCUGCUUCCAUGUCUCUGCUCCCAGCAUUUCUUGUUCUCCACACGUGCCUCCCCCAGGAGAGCAAUGCUUUGCCGUACGUAGGUUCAUAAUCAUGUCUCAUUGCCAGUGUCAGCUACAGCAGCCCUCAAAAAAACUGGCUGUUGAGAGGAUGGUGGGGUACAUACAGCCCGCCACGCCCCAGUUUGUGUCCCCGGCUGCUCUCACGUUAGCAUGUGCGUGUGGGGCAGGCGGGCGUCUGAGCUUGUGGAUCUCCAGCGACUCUAUCCACAUCUCUCCCAAACCAUCAUUAAAACAUGCAAACCCUA